This is a messenger RNA of Corticium candelabrum, 997 nucleotides long. Its product is annotated as proliferating cell nuclear antigen-like. Gene Ontology annotation, biological process: mismatch repair; translesion synthesis; leading strand elongation. The record is from RefSeq and is a predicted model, not a curated record. Lineage: Eukaryota; Metazoa; Porifera; Homoscleromorpha; Homosclerophorida; Plakinidae. The coding region runs from base 85 to 891 and encodes 268 amino acids. Gene Ontology annotation, molecular function: DNA polymerase processivity factor activity; DNA binding. Gene Ontology annotation, cellular component: PCNA complex. The transcript has 7 exons.
UUGGAAAUUUGCGCGCAGCAUACAUUUGGCGCGAACAUCUUUAUUCGGCGGGUAGUUGGGUUGAGCUUUUGUGUGUAAUUUACAAUGUUUGAGGCGAAGCUAGUUCAGGGUGGUGUUUUGAGACGCCUUUUAGAAUCAAUAAAAGAUCUCGUAACGGAAGCAAACUGGGAUUGCUCGAGCACGGGCAUCACACUGCAAGCCAUGGAUUCUAGCCACGUCAGUCUGGUCUCCAUGCUUCUUAGAGCAGAAGGAUUCGAUCCUUUUCGCUGUGAUCGCAACUUGACGCUUGGCAUGAACCUCACCAGUAUGACCAAAGUUUUGAAAUGUGCUGGCGGUGAUGACAUGAUUACGAUUAGAGCUGAAGAAGGUGGAGAUGUGGUCAACUUUUUGUUCGAAAGUCCGAACGGCGAACGAGUGUGUGAUUAUGAAAUGAAACUAAUGAAUAUUGAUCAAGAACAUCUGGGCAUUCCAGAUACUGAUCAUGACUCGGUAGUGAAGAUGCCUUCCAGUGAAUUUCAAAGAAUAUGUCGAGAUCUGUCUCAAAUUGGUGAUUCAGUUGAAAUAUCGUGCUCUAAGGAAGGAGUUCGUUUCUUUGUCAGUGGUGACCUUGGCAGCGGCAGCAUCACACUGAAGCAGAAUGCAACGAUUGAUAAAGAUGAGGGCAAACAAGUUAACAUCACAAUGAACGAACCCGUGUCACUGACUUUUGCACUUCGAUACCUCAACUUCUUUACCAAGGCAACACCAUUGGCCAAUCAUGUAACAUUGUCUAUGUCAAAGGAUGUGCCACUUGUGGUUGAGUAUUUGAUGGGUGACAUGGGACACAUUCGGUUCUACUUGGCACCUAAGAUUGAAGAGGACGACAUGGCUACUCAAGCCGAUGAUUCCUAAUCACUCACUGUGUUCAGAAAUAGUCUAACACUAAUGUUUUGGUUGACACUGUUCUUUCAUAGCAAUAGCUAGUUGUAUUAAUCAAUCUCUCAUUUAUGGCAAUGAA